GAAAUAUUCAUCCAACACAUCGAUCACAACUGGAUGCAAUACAGUUAUUAUCAAUUGCAACAUGUCCAGUCAUCAAGAAACAUGGUAUUGAUGCUAUUUUGGAACCAUUCCUGGACGAUCUCAAGUGUUUAGAACGGGUACAGUGUGUACAUCAUUAUUAAUACAUAUAUAACAACCAAGGUUUACAAAAAAACGAACUAGAAAGUAACAAAAAAUAACAGAAGUAUGCAAAUUAUUAGAGAAUGCCACAAAUGAUCUGCAGCUGAGAUCCCAUAAUUUGGUACUACAUCCUUUGUGGAGCAGUUUGUUUUUGUGAUGAUUUAAUUAAUGCUAUUUCAUUGUUUGUGAAUUUAAGCUAACCUUUAUGUGGGAAAUUAUGUACCUUAUUUUUGUGUUCUGUAAUGGCAAGUAAUUUUACCCAUCACCGGAAAGGGAAAUUGCUGACUGGGUUUAAAAUUGGACAUUUUUUUAGGAUGAAGGUUACCAGUUCCAGAUAAAUGGUACUUGUCAAACACUUAGAGGGACUAUUGCAUUUGUUUGCGGUGACAACCUUGGUUCUCAACUAAUUGGUGGUUUCAAAGAGGGUGCAAAUGCAAGGCACAGAUGUCGGCAUUGUAUGGGUUCGAUACCUGAUAUUCAAACAAAAGUGAGUAUACAGUAGUUUGAGGAAAAAUCUUUAAAGUGUACCUGAGGUGUCACUGCACCAGUCGUAAAACAGGUUUUGAAAAGGCCAUGAGCAAUUUCUCUGUUUUUAGUUAUUUUGAGGGGUACAGUAGUCAAACGUUUUUCACACCCUUUGAAGCAAAGAAAUAGUUUAAAUUUUAAAGCACUAUGGUUCUGCAUACAAGUAAGGGCACAUCCACAUGUACUGUAUGAGUGGAUAUACCCUUACUCGUGUGUUGUACUGUUAUAACUGUAAGGAGAGAACUGUGUUAUAACUGUAAGGAGAGAACUGUUAAUUGCUUGGAUUAAGUAACUUGCACAAUUGUUGCUGCUGUGAUUACCAAAACAUACUGUACUACUGCGAGAAAAUUGUAAUAUUUAACCAUGGCAAUACACCACCUACAGGUACAAUACACUAUAAAGUAAGUCGGAACAAAGUUUUCAGAUAGCUCAAUUGCUGGUAACCAAUGAAAACAAGUUAUAGAGGGUUACAACAUCUGAUAUUGCCUUUUUAUUGUCCCGCCUUUUUUUAUUCAAUGCAUGACUUUUUCACAUCUAUCAUUUUGAGAGUUUCACUGCAGGUAAUAAUAAUGUACUGCAGUAUGUGGGAAAAAAAUAUUUUGAAUUCCUAAGUUGACUGAUAGUGCUCAUUGUUAAUGUUUUAUUUAAAUGCAGUUCAGAGAGAUUUUGUUUCAUCUGAGGACAAAGGUUGGUCAUGACUACCAGUGUGAUAUCGUUGAAAGAGAACCAGGUAGUGGGAUCAUCUAUGGAAUCAACAGAAGAUCGUCACUUUGCAACUCACAUUACUUCCAUGUAAUCGGUGUGCUUCCUGCCGACUCCAUGCACGACAUUCUAGAGGGUGUGUUGCAGUACGAGUGUAAAGAAAUGCUCAAAAUAUUUAUCAACGAAGAUUCUUAUUUUACUCUAAAAGAGUUGAAUGACAGGAUAAAGGAUUUCGACUAUGGAUACUACAACGACAAGAACCAGCCAUCACAAAUUUCCUCACUUACUCUCAACAAUAACUCCAACAGUGUCAAGCAGAAAGGUUCCGUACUACUACAAUAUAUAAUAUGCAGUAUUUAACAGCAGUUACUGGUCAUCCUUACUGCACACAGUAUAUCUAACAACCAGUUACAGUGUACAGUAGGUAUCACCAUUUAUGAGUAUCACAUCAUACCAACACUAAGACUAUGAAGAAUCAGUCUUUUAUUGUUUUUCUAUUAUGUGUCCCUUAUUAUUUCCACCUUGCUAAAGCGUGUAAACUAAUCACCUGUGUCCUAGGCCUGACAGAUGGCAAUCAUGAAACUGCACAUACAUGCUAAUUCAAUUAGACUGACAAAAUGUUUUGUUUUAAUCCAGGUACUACUAACUUGCAAUAUUAAAUAUAUCCUAUGUUAUAUUUUGCAGCUGCUCAGAUGUGGUGCCUGGGUAAAUUUCUGCCUUUAAUAGUUGGAAAUCGUAUACCAGAUGAUGAUGAAAGAUGGCAGUUGUUCAUUAUGCUCCUGGAAAUUGUCGACAUUGUUUUCUCACCAAUUGCUAGUGAGGAGAGUGUUGGGAUCCUGCAAGGUUUAAUUGAAGAACACCAUGAAAUUUUCAUCAACUUAUAUCCAGGAAGAUCGGUAACACCAAAAAUGCACUACAAGAUUCACUUUCCAACCCAAAUCCUCCAGUAAGUCAGAGUUUUAUUAUUGAGAAAUUAUAAAGCGUACAAUGUCAAUGAUGCGUGGAAAAUCCUUGAGUUAAAAAAGAAAAAUGCUGUCCAGGCUAGAUCUGGAGACCUCGAGGUACCGGUAUAUAAAAAAACAGUUGCUACCAUAUUUCUGACAUAUAUUAUCUGUUCUUAUGCCGCUGACCAGACUAUUGCAGUCAGCGGCUUAUUGUCAUGGCGCGCAAUGUAUAUGGUUGAUUGGGUUUGUCCACAGGAUUUACGAAUACCGACAAACUGCAGGCGAAUGUUUCUAUGACCCGGCGAUAAGCAAGCCCAACCUUAACACUGUUUUACAUUGCAUUGAUAACCAAACACGUGGUAACAAACCCCUAAAAUAACACUAAUAUUACCUAAUGUAUCCACUAUAUCCAAGUUAGCGACGUAUGCACUCAUUGUGUGUCUAUUUUACAAUGUAGGCUGGGACCAAUGGUGCGAUCAUGGUGCAUGAGAUAUGAGGCUAAACAUAGAUAUUUCAAGCAACUAGCAGGUGUUAUGGGAAAUUUUACCAAUGUUGCCUACACACUUGCUGAAAGAUACCAGCGUCUUCAGUGUUUAAAAGUGAGCCCAACAGGCAAUAACAAUGAAGAAUUUCUUUGUAAACCUGUGGAAAUCGGUAAUUAUCAUUAUAUUACGUCAGGUUUUUAUAUUACGUCAAGAUUACUCUACUGUAUGUCACAUUAGUUAGCCAAUCACGUUUUGUCAGGGGCGUAGGAACCAAGGGGGCCAAGCCCCCCCCCCCCCCCAACUUUAAAAUCACACAAAAAGUGCCCUUUUCCUUUGAGGUAAAGUGUCCUUUUUCUUUGUGGAAACGUUUUUUAAAUGAGCUGUAAAUACUCUGAAACUGGUUUCUAUGUGUCAUUUACAUGUAAGGCAUAGUUUAUUUUAACAGUAUACAAUAAUACGUGUCAAUGUCAAAUGCCCUUUUCACCAGGCAAGUGCCCUAGAAGUUAAUGGUCCCUCCAACUUAAAUGUGCUUCCUUCGCCCCUGCGUUCUGUCUUCAUGCAUCGAAGCAACGAUCACAUUCCAAAUGGCACUGAUUGUAGUAUUUAUCUUUCAUAUUAGGCUCUGGACAAACGGUAGCAGCUGGAGAUACUGAUUAUUUCGAUUUAUCGCUUGAGCAAGAGGUGGAGAUACAUUACACAAGUAUCUUGUAUGAGUGAGUUCAACAUUUUUUUCAAUUCUAUUCUAACGUUGGCAUACAAAACAAAUAGGGCUUAUUCCUUGGCUGCGGCGUUUUAGACAGAGUAAAAAACUAUAGAAAUGUGCUGAAUAGUAACAUACUUUUUCGCUAUAAAACGGCCAUAACUCUCAAACACGUUAUUUCACUUCGAGAAAAGUUAAAAAGUUUACUUGUGAGCCUGCAAUGCUUGUGAACAAAGGAGGGCGGUAAUACGCCAAGGAAUAAUGAUAUGCAUAACUGUGUCAUUUAGCCCCACCGUCUCAUUUUGGCCCGUAUUACCCUAAAUCUUUGGUGCUUACCAUAAACAAUUAUUCAAUCAUGCAUUGACACGAUUACCUUUCUUCUUUAAACUCUGCAGGUCUACCAAUGUAAUAAUUGAUGGAAUAAAAUACAAAGUGAAUGAUGUUUUGAUUAUUAACAUGGAUGAAGAUUUGCCAGAGUUUGGAUCCAUACAUAAGAUUAUAGUAUUUGCAGAUAAAUGCAUUUACUUUCUUGUUACAAAGUUCAAGACCAUUGAGCAUAACAGGCACUACCAUGUUUAUGAAGUACGAAGAGAAAUCAGACCUGAACAAGUGCUACUGCGUCCGAACACGAUGCCAAAUUACAUGCCCAUGCAUACUGUGAAACCUUAUGGAUCGUCUCAGCGAAAUGGCGCUUU
Molecule: messenger RNA, 4210 nt
Organism: Paramuricea clavata
Lineage: Eukaryota; Metazoa; Cnidaria; Anthozoa; Malacalcyonacea; Plexauridae
Source: the annotation of a GenBank genome assembly